Molecule: messenger RNA, 2040 nt
Organism: Naegleria lovaniensis
Lineage: Eukaryota; Heterolobosea; Eutetramitea; Acrasida; Naegleriidae
Exons: 1
Coding region: 1-2040 (679 amino acids)
Biological process (GO): cytoplasmic microtubule organization; mitotic cell cycle; microtubule nucleation
Cellular component (GO): spindle pole; equatorial microtubule organizing center; gamma-tubulin complex
Molecular function (GO): gamma-tubulin binding; microtubule minus-end binding
Source: RefSeq, a predicted model, not a curated record
AUGCUUCACGAGCUCUUACUGGCACUUUCAGGCUUCUCUGGCGACAUUAUUGUACACGUUUCCGCAAUGUCGGAGCCAUCCUCCUCUUCUCAACACUCUAUGGACUCUUCCACAUCGUCAUCAUCAUUCUUACGGAAUGGAAAUACUCAUGCCAAUCAAAUUACAACCAAUAUACAACAACGAGAGGGAUUUUAUUUGGAUGAUCAAUUACCCUUCUUGCAUGAAUCGGAAAAGAACACCAUACAACAACUAUGCCAAAUGGGAUUUUAUUACAAAAAGCUGUCGGAUUUUAUGACCCAUUAUUCGAGUGGGUCGUUGUAUAUAUUGGCUCUAAAGCAGGGUUUACAGGAAAUACUGGAGGGAUACUUGAGAAUUUUAACAAAGGCUGAACAAGAAUUUUGUAUUUGGGAAGAGGAGAUGAGUUCAUAUGAGAUUGGUGGUGAGAAUUCAUCAUUCUCAUCCCUACAUCCCUUCUCUAUCCCUUCAUCAUCGUUUCAGACUUUGCAGCAAAAUAAUAAUUCAACAGGUGCCAUAAUGCCACUCACUUACUUGAAACAAUUAUUACGAGAUUAUGAAAUCAUAUUUCCACAUUUGCUGGACAUCGUGAAACAAGUGCAGGCUGAGAACUUGAGUGGAGCAAAGUUAUUGGAUUUUCUAUAUAAUUCCACAUUUUCUGGAAUACCAAUUAUUGAGGCUUCUAUUAACCGAUUACUCUAUCACUGCAAUGUGGUGCUGAUGAAGCAAAUUUCAGCAUGGAUGAUUUAUGGCAUCAUUUCGAACCAUAGCGAAUUUUUCGUUUGUGAAGAAAUAUCAUCGCAACCAAACACGUCACAACUCGAGGAAGAGCUAUUCAAAACAAAUGAUGUCUGGAAUAAGCAAUACGUUCUUAAAACGAAUCAGAUACCUUCCUACAUCUCUCUACGAGUAGCAAACAAAAUUCUGUUCAUUGGAAAAGCAAUCAAGAUUUUACAAACAUUCAACAACAUUUCUAAAACAGAUAGACAAUACAAGCUUCCAAACGAAGAGCUUAUCGGGUUCAAGGAGGCCAUGAAAAUACAUGAAACAGCUAGGAAAUACAACUCUUUCAAUUUUGAGUUCACAAUCGACAAGAUAAGAAUCACUGUAGGCACACAUUUAUGGAAUUUAGUAGUGAUGGAUUGUGACUUGCUAGGUUAUAUCAAAUCAGUUCGAGAUUUGUUCUUUAUUGGAAUGGGAGACUUUUUCUUGUGCUUUAUUGAAGAGUCCGACAGAAUUUUUAGUCAACCACUUACUCCUCAACACUUGGUCAAAGAUUUGAAGAAUAUUUUCAAACAAUCUUCUCUCAAAAGCUCUGCAGAUAAUUACAAAUUUCUAGAUCAUUAUACAGUUUCAUACAACAAAAUAUCCCUAACUGACACUUCUAACAAGUACGACUUACUUCGAUCUAAACAAUGGCCCAACGAAAUUACUCUCGAAUUUAAUGUGGGAUGGCCACUCAAUUUAUUCUUCACAGAUGAUUUGAAGGAAAUGUACAAUGAAAUUUUCAAAUUUUUACUCACUUGCAAACGAGUUCAACACAAAUUAACAGCUUCCUGGAUUCCUCUCACAAGAAAUAGAAGCUCGACAACAUUUUCAGAGUUAUCAUGGACGUUGCUAUUGCGAUCGAAAAUGGCAAAUUUUGUGAAUAGUCUACAAUUUUAUUUACACACAGAGGUAAUCGAAGGAGAAUUUUUGGCUAUGGAGAAGUCAAUUAAGGAAACCAAAGACUUUGAAACUGCCAAACGUUUACACCAAACAUGCAUUGCAAAGAUACAUCAAAGAUGCUUUUUAAACAAGAAACAACUCAUUAUUCCACUGUUAACAAUGCUCGAUCAAUGCCUGAAUCUAUGUGACUUGGUGAGCAUGCUGAGCAGUGAUUUGAGACAAGAACGAUUCCAACAGUCAUCACAACGGCUGGAACAAAUAGAAAAAGAUUUCGAGAGAAACAAGAAUCUUCUGAUCCAAAUCGCUCCUUUCUUAUUUGCUAUGGGCGAUGUCCAAGCAUUCACAGAUGAGAAAUAA